UGUACCUUAACAACCUCACCAUCAUCAACAGCCUUGACAACAAGACAUUAGUUUUGUUGCAUCUUGCAACACCUUCCCUCUCUCGAAGGAACGGAAUGGCGAUGAAUAGAAAGCCGGUUGGCAUCAACUUUGAGAAGAUCUUGCAGAGUCUGCUGAGUGAUGUUCAAGACAUGAGAGUGGAUUUUGAGGAGAAUGGCCUGCCCAUCAGUGAUGACAACAAGCAUUUGCAUCAGUUCUGUGACAGACUGGAAUUCAUCCUUAUGUUUGGUCUUCGAGAACGAAGUAGUGUCUUAGGCGCACGAAAGGAUCUCUGGCAGUAUUUUUGCAAGUGCCUGGCUGAACGACGCAACAUUCACGAUGGAUUGAAAAUUGUAAAGGCAAAUACCGAGCUGAAGACUGCUGUAGGUCGUGGUCGGUGCUUCAUGCGUUACUGUUUGGUUCAUCAGUGCUUGGGGGACGUCAUUCAACAGUGUGUUGACAACCAGACAGUAACUCGACAGUUCUAUCAAGAAGGUGCUCUUCUGCUUAAUGCUAAACUCUACCCCACACUACUGAAUUGUUUGUAUAAUCUUUGUGAUGUGCCCUUUGAUUUGUCUGCUACCGGACAUGACCUUGAUGUUACCUGGCCAACAUUUGCACGACACGGAGGUGGUGGCACGUGGCGACCCCCCACUCGUGCUGUCUCCCUGUCCUCCCUCUCUUCCUUCACCUCCCAGUUGAGUGAGAUAGCAUCAUCAUCAUCGCAGCUUGCUAACUUGCGCUGCAUGGCUCCUGUGGGUGAGGGCAGUUUAUCACCCAGUUUCCCUGAAAGUCCAAGACACGAGAGCGGAGAAGUGAGCAUGGAAGCCAACCUGGAGGUGACCUCCCUACAGGAGCGUCUGGCGCUUCUUGAGGGCGACAACGCCACACUUCGAGCAUCUUGUGCUUCCCUGCAGAACAAACUAGAUGAGGCUCAGCAGGAUUCAGGAGUUGCUAGUCCACACACUGAAAGUGACUCAGCCAAAUGCCACACUCCUGAAGUGUGUCUUCAGUGUGAGCAGUUGUCUGAGGAAUUGCAUCUCAGUAGGUCCAAAUGUACAGAGUUGCAGUGUCUACACGACCUGCUGGAAAACCAGGUGACGCAGCUUCACACACAAGUUGAUUCAUUGCAAGCACAAGAGAAGCACUUGAAGAAUGAAAUCACACAUCUGGAGAAAACAUUGAAAGAGACACUGACUGCAGGUGAAAGGCUCAGUACAGGUGUGCAUGAGUUGCUCAAAGAAACAAGUUCGUCUGCUGUACCUACUGUCAAUUUGGUUACAGUGAAGCCUGAACAGUGUGCGGCACUAGUAUCAAGCAGUGUGAUCUCCCAGCCGGACACAGACUCUUCACUGUCCCCCCAACAAGUGAUCGACCAGUGUCAGCACAAGCUAGAAAAUUUGGAGAAAGAAAAUGAAAUCUUAAGAGAGCAGUGUCGUGCAGCAGAAAUGGAGAAGACUGCUCUGCGGACAAAUAUACACAAGGUUAGUGCCAAUUGGUUUGAACGUAAGACUCGUGUAAGUGAUAGUGACACAGACUCUCAUAACAGUGGGGAUGGUGUUGAUACCCUUCAAGACUCCUCCAGCAGUCGUGAAGAGGUGGGCAUCCAGGUGCCAGAGUCGAUUCCAGAUCCCCAUCUCAUUAUAAAGAAACUGGAGGACAUUCCUAAACUUUUAGCAGAAAUCUCUUUUGCAGCCGGCAAACUUGAACUCACCGAGAGAAUGUGCUGUGAACUUCGAAGACGGGUUAGGGAUUAUGAAACAGUCAUUGAUGACCAGGAAAUUAUCAUUCAUGGUUUGAAAGACCAACUAGAUACAUAUUUUAAUGAUAACCAGAAAAUGUCACAGCAGUUAAGUGCACUUACUAAGUUGUUUGAAGACUUGGAACUCAUCGAGAAGACUCGAGUUAAUGCUGUUGCUCCCCCAGACAACAACACCACAACCUUCAGUAACUUACCUUCAGCAGAAGAUUUCAAAGUAAUGUCUAACAGUGUUAGCAAGACUUACAUUAAACUAAGAGAGCUUAUUUUUGAGAAAAAAUCCCUUGUUACAGAAAUUGAGCGUCUGAAGGUACUUAAUGUGGAACUUCAGCGACGCGUAGCUCAGCAGGAAACCAGACUUGUCAAUGUUUCUGAUGCACUUCACACUACUUGGCUCUUGGUUUCAGACAUGAAAGAACAACAUGCCCAGCUCCACUCUUCAGAGUCUAUUCUCCGAUACGAGCUGAAGGAGAAACGAGAGCUCCUUCAUCGCUUAAGGAAUGAGCUGGAGUGCUCACGAGAACAAUGGCACAAAAUUCGGCAAAUGAAUUCAGAGAGUGAGGAAGCAUGGAAUACUCUUAGAGAGGAACUCAAUGAGAGAAGACGCAUUGCAGAGAGAGUAGCAGAGGCGAAAGGUGGUGAAUACCCUGCAAUAGAAGAGGAAGGAGCAGCGGCUAUAACACACACUUAUGGUGAAUUUGAACCCCCUGUAGAUUUAUUGCUUGAUAUGGCUAUUGAAUAUGGUGUUGUUGAUGCUGAUGAUGACACCUCCACAUCAAUUGUUGCUGCAAUGGCAGGAGAGGACAUGCAUGCCACUCGCUUGCAAAACCUAGAAGAGCAGUGCAGUUACCUCUAUCAAAAACUUAUGGCAUCAACUGCACGUUCAUUGACUCUUGCAUCAAGACUGUCUGCUCUUCACCAGCAUUAUGGUUCCAGCGAUGAUGAAGAUGAUGACGAUGAUAAUGAUGAUGAAGACUACGAAAAUGAUGAAGAGGAAAAUUACCAAAUUAAUCACAUGGAGUCAGAAGCAUUGAGCCCUGAGCCCGAGAGCUUUGACACAGCAUAUGUCAGUGAGGCAGACACAGGAUCAGCUCCUGGGACUUUAUCUGAGGAAGAAACUACUGCACCAGUAAGUGCCGACGAGGCAUUUUCUCCAACGGAAGAACUUCCAGAGGCUGAAGGUGACCUUAGUAAGCGACUUAUCAACUUUCUCCCAAGAAAGAUUGAAAUUCUUCACAGGGAUAACAAGAAACUGGAAGAACGAUGCACUCUACUCCUUGAAGAGAAGAAUCGCUCCGAGGCACAACUGACUGAAGCUCUCGAAGCGGAGAAGAGACUCAGGCAACAGAUGGAGGAAAAGCUGGAACAUCUGGGCAAGUGUGUUGAUGAGCUCAAACUAGAACGCAAUGGCAAGAUAAGUGAAGCGGAGGAGAAUUUGCGGCAGAAAGUGAUAUCACUGAGCCAACAAGAGAAGGAAUACGAGAAUCUUCAGGAGGAGGUGGAAAUUCUGAAAGAUAAAUACGAAGAUAGAGGGAAACUGCUUCAUAUAGCUAGUGAGAGAGUUACUGAGCUCGAGAAAGCACUCCAUGGCAGUGAGGCCGUGACCAAGGACACCCUGUCACAACUCAGCCAAGCAAAUGCACAAAUUAAAGAGUUGCAGGAACUUCACAAUAAAUUAAACUCUGAAUAUGAGCAACUCAAAGGAGAAGUAGUGACCUUGCAACAGCAGGUUGCUGACUUAAGAUUCCAAGUGUCUUCCAAGGACAUGGAACGAGAAGUUGCAGUGAAGGAGAGCCUAGAAAAACAUGAGGCACUCACAGCAGCAGCAGCCGAAAUUAGUGAACAAGAAUUAAGAAUCUCAGAGUUGGAGCAACAGGCUGCAUCACACAAGCAACUCUUACUUUCUCAAGAACGUAAACACACUUCACAGGUUAAUGAGCUCACGCAAAACUUAGCUGAACGAGACACCCAGUGUUCUGAUCUCAGUGAGAGACUACACCAGACUGAAGCUACAUUGGUGUUGACACAGCAGAACCUCUGUGAGACACAAAAAGAACUCAACACAACCUCAGAGGCAUCUGUGCAGCUCAGUGAUGACAAUGCACAGCUAAGAGAAAAAAUUAUCCAAUUACUUAGAGAGAAGGAUGCCCUCUGGAAAGCUAAUGUCCGCCUGGAAGGUGCUGCGGGAUGUGGCCGAGCCUGGAUGGACAACAGUAGUGCCCAGAAGUGCCUAGAAUGUGGUGUGACAUUCUCUCUCACACGCAGACGACACCACUGCCGUACCUGUGGCCGCAUCUUCUGUACUGGGUGCUCCGACAACUGGAUCCUGACCCCGGCAUCAAGUCGACGGGUGAGGGUCUGCGAUGACUGCUUCUCUAUUCAGGCAGAACUGGCAACAAUUAUAGCAUCUCCAGCCUCACAGAGUUUCAGCAGCACACAGGAAACAUUGGCCAGUAGUCCAUUAGAGAAUGGAACAUCGGUGGCCAGUGCUACAGGCUCAUCUCAUCCACUGCCCAUUGGCUCCCGAGACCCUGACGAUGAUGAAUAUGCUGUAAUAUCUGAUGACGAAAUCCACACCUCACAGUUAUCGUCUAGUUCUAGUAGUGGGUCACCUUCAAGCAGCAAUGACAUGAUAACAGAAACACGUGCUACCAAGGAUAUCCUCACCCCAGAGUCACUCUCUACAUCACCACCCACUAAUGCUGAGGUGUGGGUGGGAGCAGGCCCCGAGUUUGGUCCCCAAGAUUUCCCACGGAGUGUGUCAUUUGCUGUGCUGCACCAACCUCAAGCUAGUAGCCAGCCAACGAUUGAAGCAGAAGCUGCGGCCGCAACAGCUAGUCAGCAGCGAGUAUUGAUUCCCACCACCCGAGUAGCUUCAACACAAGGAGCUGCUGUCAAGGGGCGUUUGCUUACUAAGCAGCCAGGAGUAUAUACCCUCGUCUUUGAUAAUUCCUUUUCUAGAUUCACUGCCAAAAAAGUGACUUACAGUUUGAGACUAGAAAACCAAGAGAGUUUGGAAGAGGGACCACAGCCACAGUCUUCUUCACAGACAUAGCCAGUACCUACUUUGCCUCUAAGUCUUUGUUGUAGUGAUUCUUGUCACUUUUUAUUAAUCAUGUUAUGGAAAAGGCAUUAAUGAAUAUGUAUUCAAUAAGCUGACUGAUAUACAGGCUAUCUUGUACUGUAUUACAGUUUCUGUAAUUGUAAUUGCACAUUAUCUGCUCCAGUGGAGGGGGAGGGUGCCUUGAUUAAACCUGAUUAUACCCCACCCCUUUCAUUCUCCACGCACUGUAUGACCCUUGUGGAUUCAGUGUUUUUCCCUGAACUUAAUAAUGACAUGUAAUGUUUGUACUGCAGAUGUGUGGUGGGUUAUGAGCCCCAUGACUGACAAACAUCUAACCACUACAUUUUUCUUUGUAUAAAACCUUCUUCUUAAGACAUACAGUAUUUUGUUAGUUAAAAGCUGGUACUAUCUGGGAUUCUUUGUUUUCCUAACAAUUUGUCACACAACCCUUUCAGAAACUUGAGUGCAGACAUUUCCUGUGAUUGAAGUGCCUCUGAGCUUAUUGACACUUUUGUAGCAUGCUGCCUGGCGCCUAUAUUUGUGAAUCUCUAGGUUUCCAUGUAACUGGCAGCACCACCCUUCAGCUUCAGAGUACUGGAGGUAGGUGUUGGUCAUUGAAGAUACACAGGUGUAGUCUCAUGCUGUCACCUUGCUAUCUUUCCAGGACAGCUUGGUGACUCCAUCAGGCAUGUUUGGCAGCCAUCAGAUAUCAUUAGCUAGGGCUCUCAAGUCUGAUGGGCAAGGGGCUUGAUUGACCACUUCCUGUCUUGGAUUCUUUCCUUCUGUUGUAUGAUAUAUGAGAUAAUGGAGCCCAGAUUGGUUUGCCGACACACUGCCUCAGAUACACCUGUGUUUGGCCAUUUGCACUAAAUGCAAAUGGCCUGAAGGUCGAGGCAAGUGCCCAAGGAGAAAUUAGGGACAACCAAGAGGAAAUCCCUAGCUUGUGGUAUCUGCACCACUAGGAGACCACCAUGAAGCAUUGUCAAGCAUGAUUUUAGGCAAGUUUCUCUACAAUGGGGUUGUCCCAGUUGGGACCAGUUGUAGUCUUUUGGAGGGGCAGGUCUGCAUGAGGGGUCUUUAACAGUAUGUAUUUCGACUGCCCUGCUCCUUUGAUACAAAGGGUUGUGAAUUCCUGCAGAACCUUUAAAGCAUUCUGAUGCUACUUAACUCACUAGAUGGGUGGAUGCAGUGCACAAAGAUAGAAAUGCAGGCAGUGAUGUCUUUAUAACCAGAAGCUUUGCUGAUCCCAUUAAUCAUCAUCCAGGGGCAGAUUUAGUGCUUUCCUCAAUAUUUAUAUCAGUAGUUCAUCAUAUUCCUUCAGUAUUUGGCUCUCAAAGGAAAGUACAUAACUCAAGAAAUAAACCAAAAAUAAAUAAAAUAAAAUAAAUUAUAUAUACGUACAGUAGAACCCCUGUAUCCACUUAUUCGAUAUCCACGGUUUACUGUGGCCAAAAAAUACCUCUUAAUUUUGCAUAAUAAUGGCCCCAAAGUACAAAAGUAGAGAAGCUGGCAGUUAUUCAAAGCCUAAGAGAAUCCGUGAAGUGCUUCCCAUCAGUGAAAAAUUUUUAAUUCUCCACUUAUUGUGCAUAAUUUAUCAACUAAACUUUAUAAUAGGUAUGUAUAGGACUUACAUAUAGGGUUUGCUGCUAUCCAUGGCAGGUCCUUGGAAUGUAUUCUCUGUAGAUAUGGGGAUCCUACUGUGUGUAUAUAUGAAAGAAGAAUAUAUAUACAUAUCCAUGGGGAAGUGGAACAGAAUUCGUCCUCUGUAAGCCAUGCGUGUUGUAAGAGGCGACUAAAAUGCCGGGAGCAAGGGGCUAGUAACCCCUUCUCCCGUAUAAAUUACUAAAUUUAAAAGAGAAACUUUCGUUUUUCUUUUUGGGCCACCCCGCCUCGGUGGAAUACGGCCGGUGUGUUGAAAGAAAGAAAGAAAACUAUAUAUAUUUUUUUCAACAAGUCCCACAUACAUAUACAUACAUACAUACAAUGGAACCUCGAGUUAUGAACACCCCACCAUGCGGAUUUUUCAGGAUACAAACCAUCAUUCGGUCGAUUUGGAUCUGUGCUCCAGGUCCCUAAAUUAAUAAUAAUAAUAAUAUUAUUAUAUUAUUAUUAUAAUACUUACGUACUAAUAAUUAUGAUAAUACAUAAUAAUAAUUACGUAUAUAAUAAUAAUAUACACCUACCAUCCAACUUACGACCUGCUCGACUUAUGACCAUGUUUUUUAUGCCAAAUUUCUGGGAAAUAAACAACUAUGUGUGUUGUACACAGUGUUUAUCCUAAACCUUACAGUAUAAAAUACACUACUAACAGUAUAAAAAGUAAAGUAAAACAUGAAAUACCAAAAUAAAACAAUAAAAUAAAGUCAUUACAAAAAUGUUUUGUUGAUAUUCAGUAGUAAAGUUCGACUUACGACCAUUUCGACUUAUGACUGGUUUCUCGGAACCGAACUCGGUCGUAAGUCAGAUGGUAGGUUUUUUUUUUUUUUUUUUUUUUUCCCCAACAAGUCGGCCGUCUCCCACCGAGGCAGGGUGACCCAAAAAAGAAAGAAAAUCCCCAAAAAGAAAAUGCUUUCAUCAUCACUCAACACUUUCACCACACUCACACAUUAUCACUGUUUUUGCAGAGGUGCCCAGAAUACAACAGUUUAGAAGCAUAUACGUAUAAAGAUACACAACACAUCCCUCCACACUGCCAAUAUCCCAAACCCCUCCUUUAAAGUGCAGGCAUUGUACUUCCCAUUUCCAGGACUCAAGUCCGACUAUAUGAAAAUAACCGGUUUCCCUGAAUCCCUUCACUAAAUAUUACCCUGCUCACACUCCAACAGAUCGUCAGGUCCCAAGUACCAUUCGUCUCCAUUCACUCCUAUCUAACACGCUCACGCACGCUUGCUGGAAGUCCAAGCCCCUCGCCCACAAAACCUCCUUUACCCCCUCUCUCCAACCCUUUCGAGGACGACCCCUACCUCGCCUUCCUUCCCCUAUAGAUUUAUAUGCUUUCCAUGUCAUUCUACUUUGAUCCAUUCUCUCUAAAUGACCAAACCACCUCAACAACCCCUCUUCUGCCCUCUGACUAAUACUUUUAUUAACUCCACACCUUUUCGUAAUUUCCACACUCCGAAUUUUCUGCAUAAUAUUUACACCACACAUUGCCCUUAGACAGGACAUCUCCGCUGCCUCCAACCGUCUCCUCGCUGCUGCAUUUACCACCCAAGCUUCACACCCAUAUAAGAGUGUUGGUACUACUAUACUUUCAUACAUUCCCUUCUUUGCCUCAAUAGAUAACUUUUUUGACUCCACAUAUACCUCAACGCACCACUCACCUUUUUUCCCACAUCAAUUCUAUGUUUUACCUCAUCCUUCAUAAAUCCAUCUGCCGACACGUCAACUCCCAGGUAUCUGAAAACAUUCAUUUCUUCCAUACUCCUCCUCCCCAAUUUGAUAUCCAAUUUUUCUUUAUCUAAAUCAUUUGAUACCCUCAUCACCUUACUCUUUUCUGUGUUCACUUUCAACUUUCUACCUUUACACACAUUCACAAACUCAUCCACUAACUUUGCAAUUUUUCUUUAGAAUCUCCCAUAAGCACAGUAUCAUCAGCAAAAAGUAACUGUGUCAAUUCCCAUUUUGAAUUUGAUUCCCCAUAAUUUAAUCCCACCCCUCUCCCGAACAUCCUAGCAUUUACUUCUUUUAUAACCCCAUCUAUAAAUAUAUUAAACAACCAUGGUGACAUUACACAUCCCUGUCUAAGACCUACUUUUACCGGGAAGUAGUCUCCCUCUCUUCUACACACCCUAACCCGAGCCUCACUAUCCUCAUAAAAACUCUUUACAGCAUUUAGUAACUUACCACCUAUUUCAUAUAUGUACUUGCAACAUCUGCCACAUUGCUCCUCUAUCCACUCUAUCAUAUGCCUUAUCUAAAUCCAUAAAUGCAAUAAAAACUUCCCUACCUUUAUCUAAAUACUGUUCACAUAUAUGCUUCAAUGUAAACACUUGAUCUACACAUCCCCUACCCACUCUGAAACCUCCUUGCUCAUCUGCAAUCCUACAUUCUGUCUUACCUCUAAUUCUUUCAAUUAUAACCCUACCGUACACUUUUCCUGGUAUACUCAGUAAACUUAUUCCUCUAUAAUUUUUACAAUCUCUUUUGUCCCCUUUCCCUUUAUAUAAAGGGACUAUACAUGCUCUCUGCCAAUCCCUAGGUACCUUCCCCUCUUUCAUACAUUUAUUAAACAAAAAUACCAGCCAUUCCAACACUAUUCCCCCCCCCCUGCCUUUAACAUUUCUGUCAUGAUCCCAUCAGUUCCAGCUGCUUUACCCCCUUUCACUCUACGUAAUGCCUCACGUACCUCCCCCACACUUACAUUCUGCUCUUCUUCACUCCUAAAAGAUGGUAUACCUCCCUGGCCAGUGCAUGAAAUUACCGCCUCCCUUUCUUCCUUAACAUUUAAAAGUGCCUCAAAAUAUUCUCGCCAUCUACCUAAUACCUCCAUCUCCCCAUCUACUAACUCCCCUACUCUGUU
Molecule: messenger RNA, 9360 nt
Organism: Cherax quadricarinatus
Lineage: Eukaryota; Metazoa; Arthropoda; Malacostraca; Decapoda; Parastacidae
Source: RefSeq, a predicted model, not a curated record